Malassezia vespertilionis is the source of this 528-nucleotide messenger RNA. RefSeq names its product Calcineurin subunit B (gene CNB1). The coding region runs from base 1 to 528 and encodes 175 amino acids. The transcript has 4 exons. Gene Ontology annotation, molecular function: calcium ion binding; calcium-dependent protein serine/threonine phosphatase regulator activity. Lineage: Eukaryota; Fungi; Basidiomycota; Malasseziomycetes; Malasseziales; Malasseziaceae. The record is from RefSeq and is a predicted model, not a curated record.
AUGGGACAGCAAGGCUCGCAGCUGCUCAAUGACAUGGAGCAGCAGACGAACUUCUCUGCUCCAGAGAUCCAGCGGCUAAAGAAACGGUUCUUGAAGCUCGACCGGGACGGGUCCGGCUCUAUUGACCGCGACGAGUUUCUGUCGCUGCCAACGAUUGCGAAUAACCCGCUGGCGCAGCGCUUGAUUUCCAUCUUUGACGCAGAUGGCAGUGGAUCUGUGGAUUUCCAAGAGUUUGUGUACGGCCUGAGUGUGUUCAGCAGCCAAGGUUCGCGCGAAGAGAAGUUACGGUUCGUGUUUAAAGUGUACGACAUCGACCGUGACGGGUACAUCUCGAACGGCGAGCUGUUUCUUGUGCUGAAAAUGAUGGUUGGCGGAAACUUGAAAGACCAGCAGCUGCAGCAGAUUGUGGAUAAAACCAUUAUGGAAGCGGACAAGAAUGGGGAUGGGAAGCUUGAUUUCUUCGAGUUUCUUGAAAUGGUGAACAAUACCGACGUUGCAAAGCAGCUGACGCUCGAGGACCUGUUUUAG